AUGAGAUUCCUCGUGGAUCGGUCAAAACUGACUGUUGUAGUAGCAAAAUUCUCUUGUGGAGCGCCCCGAGCGGGCGCAGAGAAGGGCCCGCAAGCCAUCAUCGACACCGGGGUUUUUUCUGAUAUACGGACAAGGACCAAUAUUGCUCUUGAUUUCGUUGAGUUGUCUCAAGAUGACCAAGGGUCUCAGAUUCCAUCAGAUACGGACGUGAUGGGAAUGAAGAAACCACGGGAAGUGAGUGCGGCUUCUGCGCAUAUCAGUAGCUCUGUCUACCAACAAGCACGGCUAGGACGAUUUGUGGUUACUUUGGGAGGUGAUCACUCCAUUGGCGUUGGCACGGUGUCCGGAACGGCCAAGGCUAUUGACGCGCAUGCUGACAUCAACAGACCGGAGACCAGCUUGAGCGGAAGAAUUCACGGUAUGCCAGUGGCAUUCGUAUCUGGCAUGGCAAAAUCUCCGAAAAAAGGCAUCUUUGAUUGGUUGGAGCAAAACCAUUUGAUCAACCUUCGGAAAUUUGUUUACAUCGGUCUCCGUGAUGUAGAUGAGGCUGAGCAGGAGACGAUAGCUAAAACCGGCAUUAAGGCCUUCACUAUGAAAGAUGUCCAACGGUAUGGUGUUGAGAAGGUCAUGGACCUAGCCCUCAGUCAUAUUGGAAGUCAAACUCCGAUCCAUGCAUCUUACGAUAUCGACUCCCUGGACCCGAAGUGGGCUCCAUCCACUGGGUUUCCAGUAGCAUCGGGGCUUUCACUGGAUGAAGGCGUGGUUAUUGCGAAGCGUCUUCAUGAAAGUGGAAAUCUGAUUGCCUUGGACCUGGUUGAAAUCAAUCCCGACAUUGCUACUUCUCACCUGAAUGUGACACUCAAUGCGGGCUGUAAAUUGAUCAAAAAUGCGCUAGGAGUGGUAGAUUGUCCGUGA
Messenger RNA from Penicillium coprophilum, 915 nucleotides. RefSeq names its product arginase. The record is from RefSeq and is a predicted model, not a curated record. NCBI's taxonomy places the organism in Eukaryota, Fungi, Ascomycota, Eurotiomycetes, Eurotiales, Aspergillaceae. The coding region runs from base 1 to 915 and encodes 304 amino acids. The transcript is spliced from 4 exons. Gene Ontology annotation, molecular function: manganese ion binding; arginase activity. Gene Ontology annotation, cellular component: nucleus; cytosol; cytoplasm.